Molecule: messenger RNA, 684 nt
Organism: Ordospora pajunii
Lineage: Eukaryota; Fungi; Microsporidia; Ordosporidae
Exons: 1
Coding region: 1-684 (227 amino acids)
Source: RefSeq, a predicted model, not a curated record
AUGCAUGUGGGCAGUGUGGUAAGUGCAUUUUUUUAUGGAAUUGAAAGGAUAGCAGAGGCUAUAGAUGGAGUGGAGCCAUAUGCAAAGGAGGUGAUGCAGGGAUGGAACAAUACUGUGUAUGUGAAGAAUGUGGAAAGAGAGAUAAGGAAGAUGCCAUUUCCAUUGUUGAUUCAGCAGCUUAGCAGUAUAGAAGAAUUUGUGCUUGAGAGGGGAGGAAGCGUCUAUGUGAUCAGGCCGUUUAAGUCGAUCCGGAUAGAAUCUAGCAAUGGCCGAUGGAUAUUUGGCAAAUUUUAUGGAAUUGAAAAUGCAGCAAAUGAUGAGGUAGUAGUGAAGUAUUUUGUGCAAAAGUGGGAAGGAGAAGUGGAAAUGUACGAUAGUAUUAAGGUUGUGUUUACGCCGUCUUUAGGAGAUGCCAGGGUGGAGAAGGUGUAUAGUGGAAGAUCUGAGCUGUGUAUAUUGCGGGUUCUGACGCCUAAGCUGAGUACGAAGCAAGAAAUAAGGAUGAUGUCGAUUUAUGUUUCGAACGACAAUGAAGAGGAGGGAUGCGAAAAGCACUGGAUGGAUUGCUUGGGAUAUGAGCCGAGGGAUGGAAGUAAUAAUGAAAUGAUCAAACAGGAGCUGAGGAUGUUUGAGAAAUCUGACGAUACAAGUCAGCAAGAAGAAGAGAAUAUAGACACAUUGUGA